Heterocephalus glaber (naked mole-rat) is the source of this 2378-nucleotide messenger RNA. RefSeq names its product glucose-6-phosphatase catalytic subunit 1 (gene G6pc1). Lineage: Eukaryota; Metazoa; Chordata; Mammalia; Rodentia; Bathyergidae. Gene Ontology annotation, cellular component: membrane. Gene Ontology annotation, biological process: gluconeogenesis; glucose 6-phosphate metabolic process. Gene Ontology annotation, molecular function: glucose-6-phosphatase activity. The record is from RefSeq and is a predicted model, not a curated record.
GGGAAAGGCGCAGGGUGAUAGCAGAGCCAUUGAUACCCAGCCUGAGUCCCCACGGCCUCCCCAGGUCCCCGGCACGAGGAUGGAGCACGGCAUGAACGUGCUGCAUGACUUUGGGAUCCAGUCCACGCGCUACCUGCAGGUGAACUACCAGGGCUCCCAGGACUGGUUCAUCCUGGUCUCCGUGCUGGCCGACCUCAGGAACACCUUCUAUGUGCUCUUCCCCAUCUGGUUCCACCUCCGGGAGGCCGUGGGCAUCCGGCUGCUCUGGGUCGCUGUGGUCGGAGACUGGCUUAACCUGGUCUUCAAGUGGAUUCUCUUCGGACAGCGCCCGUACUGGUGGGUCCGGGACACUGACUACUACGGCAACGCCUCGGUGCCUCUGAUCAAGCAGUUCCCUGUCACCUGCGAGACGGGACCAGGGAGUCCUUCUGGCCAUGCUAUGGGUGCAGCAGGUGUAUACUAUGUGAUGGUCACAUCCACCCUUUCUAUCUUUCGGGGAAAGAAAAAGCCAACAUACAGAUUUCGGUGCCUGAAUAUCACCCUUUGGUCCGUGUUCUGGGCUGUGCAGCUGAAUGUGUGUUUGUCCCGGAUCUACCUCGCUGCUCACUUCCCGCACCAGGUUGUCGCUGGAGUCUUGUCAGGUAUUGCUGUUGCGGAAACUUUCCACCACAUCCGGGGCAUCUACGAUGCCAGCCUCAGGAAGUACCUCCUGGUUACCUUCCUCCUGUUCAGUUUCGCUGUUGGCUUCUACUUGCUGCUCAGGGCUCUGGGCGUGGACCUCCUGUGGACGCUGGACAAAGCCAAGCAGUGGUGCGAGCGGCCGGAGUGGGUGCACAUCGAUACCACGCCCUUCGCCAGCCUCCUCAAGAACCUGGGGACCCUGCUGGGCCUGGGGCUGGCCCUGCACUCAGACAUGUACCGUGCGGGCUGCUGUGGCUGGCUCAGCAGACGGCUUCCAUUCCGCCUGGCCUGCAUCGGGGUCUCACUCGUGCUCCUGCACCUCUUGGAUGCAUUGAGGCCUCCGGCACGGGCCGAGCUGGUCUUCUACGUCCUGUCUUUCUGCAAGAGCGCGGCGGUGCCGCUGGCGUGCGUCAGCUUCAUCCCCUGCUGCCUGGCCCGGCUCCUGGGCCAGUCCCGCAGGAAGGCACAGUGAGCUGUGUGGAGUCCGCAGAUCCAAACCAGUGACAGGGCCGGGUGGGGACCACAGCCUCCUGCCAGGGCCUUUUGGGGCCAGCUCCUGGGAGCCUCUCCCCACUCUGCGGCCGACCCUAAGGAGAGAUGGUUUCAAGACGCUGAUGAGACCGCUGCAGGAAGCCUGGACUGUCAGAAGUUGCGUCCUCCUGGAUGCUCCUUGAGAGCUUCUCUCCUGAUUCUCCCGCCUGACGGGGCAGCGAGACCUCCAGGUCGGGGAGCUCCGGAGCCCAGGACGGAGACUGCAACUGAGACUUCACCAGGUGUGCUCAUCCUCACCCCCACAGGAGAAAGGCGCAGUGAAUUUGCUAGGGAAGGGAGGAUGGGGCGAGGAGUGUUUUAGUACCUUGCGCAUAAUUGCUAGACGCCAAGCAGAGUCUAAAUGGCCUCAGUGGUAUGUGAAUCCUUAGACGUGGUGCUCUCGGCAAUGGCAGACCAGCCAGGUGUGGUGGUGCACACGUCAUCCCAGCACUUGGGAGGCUGAGGCAGGAGGGUUGCAAGCUUAAAUCAAACCUGGGCAAUUUAGCAGCUUAGAGAGACCUUGGCUCAGAAUGAAAGAUAAAACAGGGCUGGGGAGGUAGUUCAGUGUAAAGGCCCUGGAUUCAAUCCCUGGUGCCGCACAUUGAAAAAAUUCUGCCUCUGGCAUUUUUCUAUGCAUGGCCCUGGUGUUGAUUUCCAAAUGGCUGCAGUGACUGAGGUACUGGACCAGGCCUGAACAUUCAGCCCUCCUUGACUUCUCUUCCAUCAUCUUCCAUCUUCCUCCCUAUCAGUCCGGCUCUGUUUUCCCAGACUUCCCGCUGGCUCAGAGCCUCAAAUGCCCAAAGGGCAACUCUUUGGUGGUGCUUUCGCAGCUUCUAAAACCUUGCCAAGAAAUGCCGAGGAGGGGGCCAGGACUCCUCUCUGUCACUCCAGUGUUGCUCUCGAUCCCUGCAGGGUAAACACAACUCCUUUCUCUAUGCCAAGCCAUCCCAGUGCACAUCUGUAGAGGAAAAGCCAAGUGCUCCGUGCCAGUUUGCAGUAUAUGGCCUUAAAACAAAAAACACCGAAGCCUAUUUAUUCGAGACUCCUUGUUUUUGCUACUGAUGAUGUAGACUAUCGUAUAUUGUCAUUCACACCAACCACCCUAACACCCUUGAAAAAACAACAUGUGGGCAGUAUUUUAUUAAAACAUUUUAUUUAAAAACAAA